Ceutorhynchus assimilis (cabbage seed weevil) is the source of this 3589-nucleotide messenger RNA. The record is from the annotation of a GenBank genome assembly. Lineage: Eukaryota; Metazoa; Arthropoda; Insecta; Coleoptera; Curculionidae.
AGACAUUGCCGCCAAUCUUAAUUUAAAACUUUCUUGAAUUUCCCCAUCAUCCUUUUUUCUUUCCAAAGCAAAGAGUCCAAUUGCCAAAUAAAUAACAAAUUAUAAAUUUUUAUUUGCUUAAAGCAGAAACUUGACUAAAGCAAAAUAAAUAAAAUGCCCCUUCAGUUUAUGGGCAUGGCACAGGCUUUAUUGCAGAACCCAGUAGUAGAACCGAUGCAAGUGGACGCCUUACCAGAAGACAACGAAAACAAUGAAGAGACUUUCUAUGUAGUCGAGAACCCCACUAUAGACUUGGAGGCAUACGUCAAUAGCUAUUCGGGGCUUGCUAAGAUACACAGGCUUAUUUUCAUAAUAGAUCAUUGUCCUGCUUUGAGAUUAGAGGCUUUGAAAAUUGCUAUUUCUUAUGUUAUGACAACUUAUAAUGUUCAAUUGUAUCAGAUUUUACAUCAACGUCUUGCCGAUGUAACAAGCAGCAUGAAUGUUCCGGAUGUUGCAGCUGCUUCAGCUUCCCAAGAUAUUCCCAUUAUUGAUAAUUCUUGGGUGGACCAAAGGCUUAAAAAAGCUGCCCUUAAAUUAGAAAAGUUGGAUAAUGAUUUAAAGAAUUACAAAAGUAAUUCCAUUAAAGAAAGCAUCAGAAGGGGCCACGACGAUUUGGGGGAUCAUCAUUUGGAUUGUGGAGAUUUGUCUAAUGCCCUAAAAUGCUACUCCAGGGCUAGAGAUUAUUGCACUAGUGGAAAACAUGUCGUCAAUAUGUGCCUGAAUGUAAUCAAAGUAUCAGUUUACUUGCAAAAUUGGUCACAUGUUUUGAGUUACGUUGCUAAAGCUGAAGGAACGCCAGAUUUCUCUGAAUCUCAAUCGGCCAAAGAAACAAAUCCAACGAUAUUCACUAAACUUAGAUGCGCAGCCGGAUUAGCUGAAUUAGCCACAAGAAAGUUCAAAUUAGCUGCUAAACAUUUCUUGCAAGCAAGCUUGGACCAUUGCGAAUUUCCUGAGUUACUAUCUCCAAACAAUGUUGCUACGUAUGGGGGUUUGUGUGCUCUUGCUACAUUCGAUAGGCCAGAAUUACAAAAACAUGUAGUGAAUAAUGGAGCGUUUAAACCAUUUUUAGAACUAGAACCUGCCUUACGUGAUGCAAUUUUGAAGUUUUAUGAGUCAAAAUAUGCCGCUUGUUUGAAACUUUUAGAUGAAAUGAAGGAUGCUCUACUUUUGGAUCUUUAUUUGGCUCCACAUGUUCCUGCACUGUAUGCUCAAAUUAGGAGUAGAGCUUUAGUCCAGUACUUCAGUCCUUAUAUGUCGGCUGAUUUAAGAAGAAUGGCUCAAGCUUUUGGUAGGACUGUGCCUGCCCUUGAAGACGAACUUAUGAGGCUCAUUUUAGAAGGGCAAAUUCAAGCUAGAAUUGACUCGCACAAUAAGGUUCUUUUUGCUCGCGAUGCAGAUCAAAGAGGUGCCACCUUUGAAAGAGGCCUUUUCGUAGGAAAAGAGCAGCUAAGAAGAGCUCGAAUGUUGGUUUUGAGGGCCGCUGUGUUGAAGAGUAGGCUUCAAGUUCAAAGUCCUCCAAGAGAGCAAGGGGAAAGUGCUCAGCCUCAAAUGCAACCUGUGUCUAGUGGGGCUAGAUCUUGAAUUGUUUGAAAUUAUUUACUUGUAUAUACCGUUUUAAAAGUUUUGGUAAAAACUAGUGUUUAAUUUUGUCUCUCCAGAUUUAAGUUUCUGUGAUUCUAUGUUGGCCUGCGUUUUGUCUAAAUUUUGGAGACAAAACUAUUUUUUAAUUUAAGGCUGGACCCUGUACCUAUGAGAAGUUCUUUUUUGAGAAUUUGUUUAUUGACAAUCUUUGGUUGUUCUAGCUUGUACCCAAUUUCACAAAUAAAGAUAAUUUUUCAAGAGUGGAAGUUUGAUUGAUGUUUAUUGAGGCCAACAUGAGUAAGUUUUAAUAAUUUAUGACCAAUUUCGUAUAUCAACAAAAUGGCAAAAUUUAAUUGCUCGUUCAAUAAACCAAUUUUUUUAAUAUAAGGGAGAAUAAAACUAAUUUUGCUUGUGUAUGUUUUUUGAUAAGCCAGCCAAUUCGUUGAAAAACGAACCCUUAAGAUCUAAUAUGGUAUUUUGUAUCGAUAAUAUUAAUCAUUAUGCAAUAAAUAUUAGGUAUUUGCUAAUUAUUCACUGUGUCAUCUUAUGUAACAUUCUAAUAGAACAAAUAGUAUUAAUUUCCCAAAAAGGCUUCAAAUUGAAUGCAAUUUUUAUAGUGGGCUUCUCUAAAAUACCAUGACAGUCCUGUGAACUGAGUCUAAAUAUUUACGAAAUGUGAUAGGAUCAACCAAUGACAUUUGGACCAACAUACAUUUUUGGUUCUUGUCACCACCCAGAACUAAAAAUAAUUCACAGCUCUAUAAGUGUAAAAUUUACUGUUUUUAGAAUCAGUUCUUUAAUUUGCAUUUAGUUUAUUUAAUUCUAAAUUUCUCCUUGGUCCGUCUAACAUUUAAUAAAGAAAUUUUCUAGUAAAUUUUAGUUAAAAUUUUAUUGAAAAAUUAAGUAACAAUUUCACUAACUUAUAAUGUGUUAUCGUUGUUUAUUUCUACCAAAAGUGCACAAUAACAACAAGGUCAAGAGCAAUCCUGCUUUUCUUCCACACCUACGUGUCAGCAAAAAAAUACAGUGUGUGGUAAAUCAUUUGGGAAGCAGGGGAAUCACCGAGAAAUGCACUAUCAAGGUUUAGGAAUUGCUAUCGCUCUCAGGCUGUAACUGAAAAUUAUCAAUGAGUACAACAAAGACGAUAUCAAUUUUUAGUCAAGGUUUAUUAACAUUUAAAGUUUUCCACUGACACAAGUGGCUCCUUCCAUUCAGUCUAUCAUAUAAAUACUCGCGGAAGCUUUAAUUUCCAACAUUAUCUUUGUUGAGUUUAAAGCUAAGCUAAAUUGUUUAGAAAACAGAAAUAAGAAUGUCUGUAAACCAAAAAAAUUUGGACAACCGUUCGGGUCAAUUGAACACCAACAACGAGAAAUUCUAUUCAAGCUUUGGUAAAAACUACAAAUGGACGAACGUCCAAGUGACUGGUAAUUUUUUUUAUUUCAAUGGUUUUAUUUGUAAUGUUCUCAUUUAUUUUUCUUUUUAAACAGGGCUACUUCUAACUACGGCUCGUCUGGCAAUCCACCGACCCAAAGUGAUUUGGAUAAUCACAGUAACCAAAAGAAUCCGAACAAUCCUGAAUAUGGUCAUUCCAGAAGUGCUGGAAGCAAGAAAUAGGAGGUUCCGCUAAGAAAUGAUUAGUGGUUGUCUAAAAAAAAAGUAUACAAUUGUUUUGGCUUGUUAGGCCUUUCUCUUCGAUUCAUGUUCACAAUUUCAAUUUUAGAGUCUGUCUAGCUAUGAGAUUAUAUUAGUUACUGUUUUGCAAAAAUUUAAGUUCAAUAAGAGUUGCAAUAUGUAUUUAGGUUUUGUACUAUUUUUUUUUUCAGAUCAUUCCAGUUUCCAUGAAGAGAGCACUUCAAUGAUUUCUUCAAAUAUAAUUGCUUAAUCAAUGUAUUAAUAUGUUAUCUUUCUCAGAAUAAUAUCAAUACCUAUAAUCAUUGAAAAUAUAGUAACUAGUAUGCUUUAAUAAAUC